CGUGUCGAUGUGUCGUGAUCUUUGGCCUCUUCCGAAAGAAAGAUCAAACCUCGGGGUCUGCAGCAGCACGAUGAAAUUACGGGAGCGCUUUCGGAGGACAGCGAGUGUAAAAACACCGUGCUGCGUUUAGGAUUAACGUUAGGUGAGCGCGCGCGAGCUCUGCCAGCCAGCCCAACGGACAUUGCGUGUGAAUGCGGUGACAGUCAACAGCGUCCUCCCACCCUGCUUUAUAUAAUGGAAGAUCGCAUACAGAUAUGAUGUGUUGAUGCAAACGGGAUAACAUACGGGAGCUGGAAACGGAUCAUACGGUGUUGAGUCGAUUCGCGACGCCUCAGCUCCUCCCGAGACUGUUAUUUCUCGCCUCUGUUACUGUGAAACUGAAGCAAUGGCGAGGUACACGGCAGUCAGGGCUAGAGCCGUUUGCCCUGCUUUCAACAGCUAGCCUUCCGCGGGUGGCCACCUAACCGACUCUAGUGGGACUAGCCGACUCCUGCGGCAACGCGAGCCCCGCGCAGGUGCUGUGUGUACGAGGCGAAGCUGGCGGCGCUCCGGUUAGAGUCGGAGGAGAAGGAUCUGGGCGCCAUGGCGUGGGUGCUGAAGAUGGACGAUGCGACCAUCGAGUCGGGGCUUGUGCACGACUUCGAUGCCAGUUUGUCUGGCAUCGGCCAGGAGCUCGGAGCUGGCGCGUACAGCAUGAGUGAUGUGUUGGCUCUGCCCAUCUUUAAGCAGGAAGAUGUUAGCGUUCCCGUGGAGUCUGACAAGAAUCCUCCGUUUCAGUAUGUGCUGUGUGCCGCCACCUCUCCUGCUGUGAAGCUUCACGAGGAGACGCUCACCUACCUGAACCAAGGCCAGUCUUAUGAGAUCCGAAUGCUUGAUAACAGGAAAAUAGGGGAGAUGCCUGAACUCAACAAGACUGUGAAGAGUUUAGUUAGGGUGGUUUUCCAUGACCGAAGGCUUCAGUACAUGGAGCAUCAGCAGCUGGAGGGCUGGAAAUGGAAUCGGCCUGGCGACCGCCUCCUCGACAUCGAUAUCCCCAUGUCAGUUGGCAUCACCGAGCCCAACACACACACGUCACAGCUAAACGCAGCAGAGUUCCUGUGGGAUCUUUCCAAACGAGCCUCUGUGUUUGUGCAGGUCCAUUGCAUCAGUACAGAGUUCACCCCACGGAAACACGGCGGAGAGAAAGGAGUUCCGUUCCGGAUCCAGAUCGACACCUUUAAACAAAAUGAAAGCGGAGAAUACACUGAGCACCUGCACUCUGCCAGCUGCCAGAUCAAAGUCUUUAAGCCAAAGGGAGCAGACAGAAAACAAAAAACGGACCGAGAGAAGAUGGAGAAAAGGACUCCGCAGGAGAAAGAGAAAUAUCAGCCCUCUUAUGAUACCACUAUUCUGUCAGAGACUCGAUUGGAGCCUGUGAUUGAGGAGGCUGUGGAACAUGAGCUAAAGAAAUCUAGCAAGCGGACACUUCCUGCAGACUGUGGAGAUUCCAUCGCCAAAAGCAAGAGAGGAAGUUGUUCUCCAUGGCCAGAUAAUGCGUACGUCAACCCCAUCACAGCAGCUACACCGACCUUCACCUCCAGCACAAACUCCUACAGCACUACUAGCAGCACAGUACCAGACAGUGAGUCAUCUUCACCUAACCACCAAGGGGAUGCUGGGAGCCCCGUGUCUGUGGAGUCUUUGAACUUUCUGCAGUCUCUGAGUCCCACAUCCUCUAUACAAGACGCACAGAAGUGGCUCCUUAAGAACAGAUUCAACUCAUACACUCGCAUUUUCACCCAUUUCUCAGGUUCUGAUCUACUGAAAUUAACUCGUGACGAUUUAGUCCAAAUUUGUGGUGCGGCCGAUGGAAUCAGACUCUACAAUGCACUUAAAGCACGAGCAGUGCGUCCUAGACUCACGGUCUACGUGUCUCUGGAGUCGUCCCUGAGCGAGAGCCCUCUGCUGGAGAAACGUGGCCGCAGCAAAAACGGCGAACACAGCAGUCGCGCAUCCAUACCCGUUUACCAUGCGCUUUACCUUGAGGAGAUGACCGCUUGUGAGCUCACUCAGAAAAUCUCCAGUGUCUUGGCGCUGCCGAUGGUCCACAUCAACCAAGUCUACAAACAGGGGCCUACAGGGAUACACAUACUACUCAGUGACCAGGUGGUUUAUAACUUCCUUGAUGAGAGCAGUUUCAUUGUCAGCACAAUACAAGAUGACACCAGUGAUGGGUUUCACCUCGUUCUGAAGUAGAUCUGCCUUACGUGAAGCAGAGAGUGCGAUGACAUCACAAGGCUUCAUACUGCCGCUCUCGAGCAUUGAGCGAGUUCCCUCCAUCCUCCUCUCUCCUCCUUUCCUUAUCUCUCUCUCUCUCGUUCUUCACGUCUCAGACGUCGGAGAGAUCGCCGGGGUUGGACAGGGCCUCCUAACUGUUAGAAUCUGACUUCAGUGUGUAAAUUGUUUCAUAUUGAAAACACUUAAACUGAUGCCAGUGUGUGCAAGCGGUGGGCUUUUAAGUGUGUGUGUGCGAGUGAGUUUUUAAAGGUUGAAUCGGGAGGGGAUGGAGGUGAGCGGAAACCGCAAGGAAGUGGAAGAGAACUGUGACCACUUUUACUUAUUGGUGGAAGAACCCGAGCAUCCGGCGCCGAUACGGCUCAGACUCUGUCCUCACUUUGCUAGGUGUGAACGUGCAGUACUUACCUGAGUUUGUUGGCCUUUUGUCUGUGAGUUGUCAAGCGUUUCGCGGCCUGCCCUGCAGACGCCAUCGCAACCCCUCGGUAGACAGUGACGACCUCUCGUUCAAAUGUGGGGAACCGUGUCCUGACUUCGGCAUGCGCAGGACGUCUUUAUGUCUGUCUAUAUGGAUGAAAUAAUUCCUUGAGUUCGAGUACUAACAUGAGGUUGUGAGAAGUUUUGGCUGUAUCCUACUCUCGUCAGUGCUGAUUUCCUCUCUCGAGACCAAUCGUUUCUGGUGCCAUCAUUUCCUCUGUUGACUAUAUUCGGUUAGUUUCUUAGCAUUUACGUUGUGCUUAGCCAGAUGAAUUAAGUGUCAGCUAGUUCCACACGUUUAGAAUUAAAUAAUGGGAUUUGUAGGAUUUUUAGAUUGAUGGUUGUGCUUUAUAUUUUCUGUGCCUGGUAACUAACACUGCCCUUUAUAGUAGCUCCUGGCACGGAUUAUAACACGAUUAUUGAUAAACGAGCACAAUCACAAGCCUCCGUAAAUUAUAUUUCCCAUAAUGCCUUUGCAUUCUUUUAAUUUGUACCUUUUUGGCCUAGAAUAUGAUGUUGACUGGUGCUUUUCUCAUGGUUUACAGUCAGCUGCUCCAGUUAAACCAGCCAGCCUUUCUUUUAUUUUCUUUUUUAAAAACUUUUUUCUUUCUUGAAUAGAGACUGACUGUCGAUCUCAGUAGUCAUGUAUCGGGCAGCUGUGCUUUGGCAUGUACUGUGCUUAUGAUUGCCACUUUAUAGAGGAGCAUGGUUGUAAGAAUGU
Messenger RNA from Rhinichthys klamathensis goyatoka, 3472 nucleotides. RefSeq names its product upstream binding protein 1 (gene ubp1). The coding region runs from base 583 to 2235 and encodes 550 amino acids. Gene Ontology annotation, molecular function: DNA-binding transcription activator activity, RNA polymerase II-specific; RNA polymerase II cis-regulatory region sequence-specific DNA binding. The transcript is spliced from 16 exons. Lineage: Eukaryota; Metazoa; Chordata; Actinopteri; Cypriniformes; Leuciscidae. Gene Ontology annotation, cellular component: nucleus. The record is from RefSeq and is a predicted model, not a curated record. Gene Ontology annotation, biological process: regulation of transcription by RNA polymerase II.